UUGCGUAGAAAAUGCCCGACCUUGUCAAGACCGACAAUAGAAUCCUUCCGGACAACCUUUUUCCGCGACGAGUCCAAGCCACUUCCGACCUCAGCAGCAGCGCCGACCUGGAAGUGAGUGCUGGUUUGAGAGUUUGCGGCAUGUGGCCGGCCUCUCUGCACGUUGCCAAGAGUUGCUGGAGAGUCAUGGAGAUGCCAGAGAGGCAUGGAGAUGCCAGAGAGGCAUGGAGAUGCCAGAGAGGCAUGGACAGGACAGAGAGGCAUGGACAGGACAGAGAGGCAUGGAUAUGACUGGAUGGACUGGAUGGACUGGAUGGACUGGAAUGAAAAGUGGAGGUUCGUCCAGUACUUUCGCCAAAGCGGCAGAUCAGAACGUGCAAUUCUUUGCUGCCAACAGCACGACUCUCACCCGUCCGACCAGCCGUUUGCGUUGGACACAAAUGCCUUCCAUGUCGAUUGAGCCUGGUCCCAGGUCUCAUCCAUUAUGCUUUGUUCCGGAAGAAGGGGAUCUCCGACAUGACCUUUCAGUGCGCAAUCAAUUGAAUCGAUACUGGUAUUGUCGCAACCUACAUCGUCGCGAGCAGGCUACCGAAAUGGCUUUUGAGAUGGCCUCUGAGAUGGCUUCCGAGGUGGCUUCCGAGGUGGCUUCCGAGGUGGCUUUCGAGGUGGGUAUCUGGUUGAGGUUGUUCUGGGUCGUCGCUGUCCUGCUCUUUCGGCCCAAAGGUCGUCGAUUGCUUGAGCAUUAUCGCCUGAUGCAUCUGGUAUCUCCAUCAUUCACUGUCGUCGCAUGCUCAAAAUUGGGUGUGGCGGGCUCUGUCUGACAUCAAAGGUUGAUUCACAGAGGAAAGCCUAAGCUUCAUGAAGGUGCGAAGAACUCGCAUCCACGCGCCUCGCCACGCGUGCUCACGUGAAUGUGUCCGUGCUGCCACAGGGGCAAUGCAUCCGAUGGGGCUCCUCAAUGCCCCAGAUAACAACUCCCCGG
This is a messenger RNA of Microdochium trichocladiopsis, 981 nucleotides long. RefSeq lists its product as uncharacterized. The transcript has a single exon. The record is from RefSeq and is a predicted model, not a curated record. NCBI's taxonomy places the organism in Eukaryota, Fungi, Ascomycota, Sordariomycetes, Xylariales, Microdochiaceae. Bases 224 to 820 code for a protein of 198 amino acids.